GGCAGCCCCGAAAAAGCUGCUCAUCACCCCCACGAGCCCGCCACACUCCGUAUCUCUAAUCACCCUACUACUCCUCAGUAUACCAUAGCUUGGCUUCCCCGAAUGGCCGUUCCCAUUUAUAACUACUACUUUUCCCCGCUCCUCCGCUGCCCGCCCUGUGCCUCCCCCUUCUCCUCCUUCUCCUCCUUUCAACCGUAUCAUCAGCUACACCUCCUCUCACCCAAAUCUUUACACUCCUCUUCUCUUUCGCUUUACCAUUUAAAAAAUCAAAGUAUUAUUAGCGCUACGAUUACGGUUUUUCCCUUAAGCAGACGACGGCGGAGGGCUUUAACAAUGGACUGCCAAACGACGCCGGAGCAGAAACCCAUCUCUCAAGACAGGAUGCUGGUUUUUGUUCCGCCCCAUCCACUGAUAAAACAUUGGGUUUCAGUUCUGCGGAAUGAGGAUACACCAACUCCAAUCUUUAAGAGUGCCAUGGCUGAGUUGGGGAGGUUGCUCAUGUAUGAAGCUUCAAGGGACUGGCUGCCAACGAUUUCCGGGGAGAUACAGUCACCACUAGGUGUUGCAACUGUUGAAUUUAUAGACCCCAGGGAACCUGUAGCGGUUGUUCCCAUCUUGAGGGCUGGCCUUGCCCUAGCUGAACAUGCAUCAUCAAUUUUGCCGGCAAGCAAAACAUAUCAUCUGGGGAUUAGCAGAAACGAAGAAACGCUUCAGCCAACUGUAUACUUAAACAAGUUGCCUGACAGAUUUCCCGAAGGUUCUCGAGUAUUUGUCGUAGAUCCUAUGCUUGCAACAGGUGGCACAAUAGUUGCAGCUCUUAACUUGAUAAAGGAACGUGGUGUUGACAAUAAGCAAAUUAAAGUGGUAGCUGCAGUUGCUGCUCCUCCUGCACUUCAGAAACUCAGCGAGAAAUUUCCUGGGCUUCAUGUAUAUGCUGGAAAUAUUGACCCCGCUUUAAAUGAUAAAGGGUUUAUAAUUCCUGGACUUGGAGAUGCAGGGGACCGUAGCUUUGGCACAUGAACUGAGAGAUACAAUAGUCUCUGGUGCAGUUUGGUUCUAGUUGCAUGUUCCAGCUUUGAACACUUGUGGAGAUGUAGUGAGUUUCCUUUAGGAGUUGAUUGAAUGGAUACUUGGAUCCGAUGUUGAAAAUCAUUCCUUGAACAGGCUGUCAGGGCCAUGGACUCGAAGAGGUAAACCGAUUUUCGGAAUGUCGAAAUGGGACUCCUGCUGUAUCGAUAGCAUGUUCAGUUUUAUUGUAGCCCCUUCUAAGUUUUAAAAGACUCAUCCACAGCGUAAAAUUAUAGUAUCAUAAUUCCGGAUUUGUUGUCUA
This is a messenger RNA of Coffea eugenioides, 1330 nucleotides long. RefSeq names its product uracil phosphoribosyltransferase-like. Gene Ontology annotation, molecular function: uracil phosphoribosyltransferase activity. Bases 103 to 1020 code for a protein of 305 amino acids. The record is from RefSeq and is a predicted model, not a curated record. The transcript is spliced from 12 exons. NCBI's taxonomy places the organism in Eukaryota, Viridiplantae, Streptophyta, Magnoliopsida, Gentianales, Rubiaceae. Gene Ontology annotation, biological process: uracil salvage.